GCUGAGGAAAACGGCGGUGUUUAUGCAAGUGGUGGUGCUGUUAACAGCAGUAACGUAUUGGAUAUUUACCCACUGAAUCAUUAUUAUUUUGGUUCAAAAGAGGCUCUUCGGUUUAAGGAAGAGACUUUAGCUGAUCGCGUUCUACGCAUGAAACUGAACUAUGAUACUCAUGGACUCAGGACAUGUGUACAGGCUGUGCUUUUGGUCGAGUUGUUCAAACAUCCACAUGUAUUAUUAUUGCAAGUACGAAAUUCCAUUUUCAAGCUUCCAGGUGGUCGUGUUAGGCCUGGUGAAUCAGAAAUUGAAUGUCUAAGACGUAAGCUCUCAAGUAAGCUAUCCAUGAGCGAAGAUGACAGCUGGGAGGUAGGUGAAUGCCUUGGGAUGUGGUGGAGACCUGACUUUGAAACAUUGAUUUACCCGUUUAUGCCACCUGAUACAAAAAGGCCGAAGGAGUGCACAAAACUCUUUCUAGUGAGGUUGCACGAAAGUUGCAAAUUCAUUGUACCGAAGAACCUUAAGCUUCUUGCUGUCCCAUUGUGCCAAGUUCAUGAAAAUUUCAAGACCUAUGGACCAAUAAUUGCCGGAGUUCCACAACUGCUAUCAAAGUUCUCCUACAAUAUGAUGGAUUAUGUCUGACCGGUGCCACAGUACAAGUUAAAGACAAACAGGGUGUUCGAUGCUAUUCUCGUCCCAGCACGCUAUUUUAAGUGCUAGGUUAAAGUUUAGAAACCCAAUACAGUUGUCACUUUCACAUGUAUAUAUAUACUAUGAGGAGUGUGUGUAAGCGAAGUUAAGACAUUCAGGUUUUUUUUUUGUCCUUCAUCUGCAGUGUCUGUUUCUGCCUUUAUAUUUGUAUUGCCACUUGUAGUGAGCAAAAUAAAUUUUUCACCAAAUAGUUUAACUGAUGACAUCCUUGUGGUUUUG
Messenger RNA from Nicotiana tabacum (common tobacco), 924 nucleotides. Its product is annotated as pre-mRNA cleavage factor Im 25 kDa subunit 1. Gene Ontology annotation, cellular component: mRNA cleavage factor complex. Gene Ontology annotation, molecular function: mRNA binding. NCBI's taxonomy places the organism in Eukaryota, Viridiplantae, Streptophyta, Magnoliopsida, Solanales, Solanaceae. Gene Ontology annotation, biological process: mRNA 3'-end processing. The record is from RefSeq and is a predicted model, not a curated record.